UUUUGCUCGUGGCGUUUACGUAAGCGAGUGUGGAAACAAAACAAAAGCAGCUGGCUUGUUCGGGUAUGAUUAAUUUAUCACGCAGCCUGUUUGUUUUUGUUUUUUUUCCCCUGCUCUUUUCAGAAGGAGGUGAACGACAGUAGAGCUGAGAGGAGAGUUUCACAGAGUCUGUACAAAAAGAGUACAGAAAGCGGCUGAGGCAGAGAAUCGCAGACAGAAGCCUCGUUCUCUUGGCUGCGUUUCAGCUCCAAUAAAAUGGCGUCCCGUUUCGAGAGAGAGAGAGGCUGGCAGACAGACGACGGCUCGCCCGUGCCACCAGGGUGCUCUUUCCAUUCACAUCUCCAGAUUGUGUCUCUGUUUCUCUCCUUUUUUUGCCCUCUUUCGCUGAUUGGAACACUUAGCUGAAAAUGUCAGGCAUUAACAGCAGUUCCGCUGAUCAUACAAAUGAAAAGAAAAAGGAAAAACCUUGAGAUGUUAAGUUAUUCAAGCGCUGAAACAAUGCCAAGGCUGCUCUAAAGGCAUUUCAGCCUUUGCCAAAACAGCUCAGAUGAAGGACAUUUGAGCUUUUUUGCGGAACAGCAGCACGGCUUUACGGUUUAACCCAAACAGCGGCAGGCUGCUUAGUCCACGGGGAAAUCUUAAUUUUUGGUUUUUUUUUUUGCUUCCUUUUAAUAAGCCAUUUGAUGCCAGAGCCAAAAACAACAACUCUGAUUUUAUUUCAGGAAGGUGUGGGAAAGUAAUCUGUCCUCUCUUGGUAUGACCAGAUUAAAAGCAAAAUCCGUCAAAUUUUUGAAUAUUAUGCUUAGUACAGUGAUUACUGCUCCAUUCUAGAGAAAUUGUUCACAGUGGUGGUAAUAGAAAGCAGACGUCCUCUAAGACCUCUAAAAGCUCCCUUACAGAAAGUUAUUACAUGAAAUGAAUACAGUGCCUGAUGUCUGAGAUGCUGUUUUAUGAUAGUUUUGAGAUGAUUUUGGCCUUAAACUCCAUUCAUGUUGGAGGAAUACAUAACUUGAAGGGUGCUGUGUGGCAAAAUAGUCCCCUCUAAAAAAGGAUCAUUUCAGAUUUUCCUAUCAUUCCAUAUAAAACUCAGAAGACACUGGUAGGUUCACUGGUGGUUUUGGAUAGUAAAUAAAAUGUCUGUAUUUGUGUUGUAGUCAUCAGUUUUAGAUACAGAUCACAUUCCUAUAAAACCUAAUGAUAUUUGAAUUAUAAUAAAUUAACAUAAAUCAAGCUGAAUUAUGCACUCUUAAAAGGAUGGUUCUUCAAGGGUUCUUUAGUAAAGAACAUUGUUCUAUAUAGAACCCUGAACACUCAAAGAACUGUUUGCAUGAAAUGGUUUCUCAGAUGUACCUUCAGGUGAUGGAGAAUGUGUUGUAUAUGGUUCUAUACAGCACCAAAAAGGAUUCUGCUAUUGUGACUGUUCAAAAAGGUUCUAUAUAGAACCGUACAGCACAUUUUCCAUCAGUCUAAAGGACCAUUUCACCAUGCACAGAACCCUUUAAUCAUGCAUCUAUAUACCACCCAAAGGGGUUCUUCUAUCGUAUACAAACUUGACAUUUGUAACAAUAGCAGAACCCUUUUUGGUGCUAUUGAGAACCAUUUUCAAAAACAACACAUUCUCUGUCAAUCUGAAGAACCAUUUUACCAUGCAAGGAACCAUUUAAGGCAUGCAGGUGGUUCUUUGAGUGUUCAUGGUUCUAUAUCAAACCAUUUUCCUUACUAAACCCUUGAAGAACUGUCUUGUUUAAGAGUGUAGUUAUUGCACAUACUUGCUUCGUAAUGGGUGUCCAAAGUCCGGCCCCAGGGCCAAAUCCAGUCCACGGACAGAUUAUAACUGGCCCCCGGCUUCUGUUUUACAGUGUAUGAUAAGUGGCCUGCCAGCCAGUAUGUUGCAGUUCUUCCUUUGACCAGAUGGUGGCAGCAGUAUUGUGAAGUUACAGUGUAUCGUGCCACACUGUGGUAACGCAGUUAGCUAAAGUUUAAGAGCCGUUCUUCUCUGAUUAGACCUGCAGUUUCAUUAACUGAACAACAUUUGGUCAAGACUACAGACAUAAAACACAAACUAAACCCUGAGAACUGGCGAUUUUGGUGGGAUGGAAAACUUCUUAUGGGAGCAAAUUCAGUAGUUCAGUGAAUACCCGUAAAUAUCUGUAAAUAUUAAGUAAACACUUGAAUAGGAAUGUUAGUAAUACAUUAGACAUGUUGUAUUGUUACUUUUAAUCAAAUUAAUUAUUUAUUAUAAGCGCUUAUCAAUCCAAACUGUUCUGAAUGAACAAUGAACAAUAAAGGAAGUCUCCUGCAUCAUUUAGACAGUGAUAGGAAACACGGCAGCUCACAAAAAGCUCAGAUUCUAUGCGCUGAUAUUUUGAAAACUUAUUUUGAAAAUCAUUUGUGAAUAAUAGUCUGGCCCUCAGGUAUUUUGACAUGGCACGAUCUGGCUCUCUUUGAAAAAAGUUUGGACACCCCUGCUAUAGACUAACGAACCGUUUUAUACCAAAUUUACUGCAUGUAGCUCUUCAGUUCUGCCCUUCAGACUGAAGCAUUUUCUGUAAUAAAAGGCUUGUUAUUUGAAGCUGAGAGGUGUUUAAUAGUGUUUACUUUUGUACAUUGCAGUCCCUAACAACGAGACUAAACUCACAAUUCUCUACUAAAGACUCAGGACUCGCAUGAAGCGACUUGUAAAUAUCUCUGGUGGGGUCAAUAUGGCAUCUAUUGUUUCUUAUUGCACCAUAAAAGUUAGCUCCUGCUCAGCUCCUCUGCCGUGUGGAGCCAGGGCUGCCAGUCAGCCGGUGCCAUUGUAUGUAAUGUGUUGUGAUUGCUGUCCUUAUCUGCUGCUUCCUCCUGGACUUGCUCAGGAAAUGCCUCUUUCACGAGUGAAAGUUGAUAUCGUCUUCAAGUCUGAAUGGGGAAUUCUGGAGCUUCUGAAUGAGUUCAAGUGAUGUGUGGUUUCUUGAUGUAUUUGCUGGAUUACUGUCAAGGAUCUUUUCACCAAUAUAGCUCGGGGUUUUCUGUUAUCCAGCUUUUCCCUUCAAUUUCAGCUCUGAAAUGUUUAUAUAUUACUGCCUUGCAUGGAGCAAGGACCUUGCUUGCUUUCUUCAUAACCCUUUUUUUCUUUUCAUCUCGACUCCUCUGCUGGCAUGGCUUUUUUAGAUGUGACAGUGAAGAUUUUAGAUGCUUCCUUCAAAAACCACGGUUAAUCGCUGUAUACAUUUGUGGUUCCUCGAAAAAGACUCUGUGGGAUGCGGUUGGGGUGAAAAUCGCCUACACCAGUUUAAACUGGACUGACCGCUGCACAGCUUUGCCUCUCUGUCUAAAGGCUCGCUGUGUGAUGUAGACUAGCUCGUGUGGCGUCGGCUGAAAUGCAUUGGGCCCUGACGGCUCUGGGAGAUAAGGGUGCCUGGGGAGAGCAGAUAAGUACACCGAAAAGAAAAUUGCAUUCUGAGGGACUGGGCACCAGCGCAGUUUAUGCGGGACCUUACGGCUCACGUCUGUCAUAAACAGAUGCAUUCUGUUUGACAGCUUGUCCACAGCACAUUGUGCCACUGAUUGAUGGUUACAUUCAUUGGCUGAAUUGAGAGACUUAAUGGAAAUGAAGCCCGAAGUGCUGCCUCAUCAGAGUGGUCAGGGAGCCCAGCAUGAGAAUUCCCACUGGGGUGUCCCAACCACCAACAGCAGCAGCAGCACCUGUUGGGAUCGAGUGAUUAUUGACGAAAAAGACACUGAAGCUUGGCCUUCUAUUCAACAAAGCAACAACCAGCAGUCGUUAGAAUGUACCUUGGAUGCUGACUCGUCAGAGGUUGUCAGUAGUAGCAUGAGUAUGGCUACAGGAGCUAGCCAACACAGUCACUACCCCAUUAGCAAAGCCAGUAUUAAUCACCCCUCAAGUAUGGUCUCCAGUCAGGGUGGACCCAACAGAGGAUGGGGCUCUGAGGGUAAGACUGAUUUGUCCCUAGGCAGCAGGAGCCAGUCCAGUUGGGGUUCUUCUAAUCUAAAUUUGAACCCCAAUGCUAACCCUGCUGCAUGGCCCGUACUUGGACAUGAAGCCCCAGGAGUGGGGUCAGGGCCGAGUGGUAUGGGUGGCUCAAGUUCAAUCCCGUCCACCAUGUGUGGCCCAGGAGGUGUUGCGCCAGUUCAUGGCACCAAUGGAAAUGGCAAUGUUGGAUGUGCCAAUGGAAACCUUGUAGGAGACUGUGCUUGGGGGAACCCAGACACCCCAGACCAGCACCAGUCUCCAACAAACAUUUUGGAGACUCCUAACCUUAAAACUGAUGGACCAAACACUAAAGCAGAGCCAAUGAGCCCUGUGAACAGCUGGAGAGGAACCCUAAGUCAGUCUCCCACUGAUCAAGCCACUGGAGACGGAACUGCUCUUUGGGGCAACGGAGAUGCCAAGGGUGGAGAAUCAAAAGACUCAGCCUGGGAUUCUGGUGGUGUCUCCUCCUGGGGUCGUGGAGGAGGAAGUUCAGGCUGGGGUGAAUGGAACAAGCAGUCAAGCACUGAAGGUACAGGGUGGGAUGCCAACAAUGGACCUUCUCAGGAGCCAAUGAGUUCCUGGGGCACUGAUGCUCCAGCCAGUGAAGGUAGCAGAGACAGCAGCGAGGGACACUCGCAAAGAAGAGAAAGGUCCUCUAGUGUGGAGUUUCCACUUCUGCCGAGACAGGACCUAGACCCUCGUGUGCUCUGCAACUCUGGCUGGGGACAAACCCCAGUUUGCCAGCACACGGUGUGGGAAAUGGAAGAAAAUUCUGACAUCAAGGAUGAUGGUGGCACUGAAGCCUGGAGUUCUUCCUCUAAAGCACCUUCAACUGGAUCUGCACCUCCUCCUCCAGGAUGUGUCAAUCCUAACCUAAAUGCACCACCUAGGAUGGACUCUGGGAGCAAGAAUGCCCCGGAACCUUCUCGAGGUAUGUCAACCCCAGGCUGGGGAGGGUCAGUCCCUCCCACCAGUCAGCCCAGUACUGGAUGGGGGGACCCACCUGCUAAUAAGAAGGUGCCCAAUGGAUCAGUUGGUAGUUGGGGUGAGCCAAUGCCAGAUGGCCCCAGCACCAAUGGCUCUAGUGGCCAAUCAUGGGGCUCAGAAGAAAAGUCCCCCAGCUGGGAAGAUGGUCCUGCACAAGCCAAAUCACAAGGUUGGGGAGAUGGUCCCAGUGCUUCUUCAGGCUGGGGAAGUAGUGGAAGUGGAAACGGUGGAGAGUGGGGAGAGCCUUCAGAGAGGAGAAACAAUGGCUCUGGUAGCUCCUCUUGGGAUGGAGAUGGAGGGAACUGGAAGGAGCCUCAGAAGGGAUGGAGCAAAGCAGCUCCAGCAUCAGCUGGAGGCUGGGGAGACUCCCAACGCCCAAAUGGUCAUGUGCAGGGUUGGGGUGGCAAACCUCAAGAAUCCUCUAGUGGCAGCACUGGAAGCAUGGGUUCCUGGGGCGGCCCAAACUCUGUGAAGCAGGGCGGCUCUGGCUGGGGCUCUGCAGGAAGGCAGGAUGCAGGAGAGGAGGCUACAGGCUGGGAAGAGCCUUCCCCUUCUUCGAUCCGCCGCAAAAUGGAGAUUGAUGAUGGAACCUCCACCUGGGGAGAUCCCAAUGCGUACAGAACAUGCGUCAACAUGUGGGACAGGAAUAAUCCUGCUUCCCAUCCAGGCAACAGCAACAAUGGCAGCAGCAACAACAACCAUACAGGGCCUAGUAACAACAAUCACCACCCUCACCACAACCAGGGUCCAGCUCAGAACCACUCCAAUGGCAACAACAAUGGUUCACCAAACCAACCGGGACCUCCACACAACAGGCUGCCCAUGGUGAACCCAGGUAAGAGAAGCUGGGGCGAGCUGCCCAAUGUGCAGACCAAGUCAGAGUCUUCAUCCUGGGGGGAGCCUCCCUCCUCCAGCACCACGGUGGAUAAUGGCACCGCUGCCUGGGGGAAACCGCCCAGAGGAUCCGGAGGCUGGGGAGAGAGCUGCCACGAGUCUGCCGGACACUUCGGCAGGGCCAGUGCACCCUCCGGCUCAGGGCCCUGCAAACCAGCCCCCAAAUCUAUGCAAGACAGCUGGGGGUCAGGAGGGGAGGAAAUGGGCAUGAGCAGCAGCCAAUGGGACGCUGAGGACGGCGACAUGUGGACCAGUCCCACCUCCCAGGACAGCAGCUCUUCCUGUAGUUCCUGGAACCAGUCCAAGAAGGGUCUACAGAAGGCGAAAGUGUCCACCAAACAGGAUGAAGUCUGGAUCAUGAAUCGACUUAUCAAACAGCUCACAGACAUGGGCUUCCCUAGGGACCCUGCAGAGGAGGCACUGAGAAGCAACAACAUGAAUCUGGACCAGGCUAUGAGCGCUCUGCUGGAGAAGAAAAGCGAAGGGGACAAGCGGGGGAUGGGAAUGGCCGAUUACAGCAGCGGCAUGAACAAGCCCCUGGUGUGCCGUCCUCCGAGCCUGUCCAAAGACUCCUCACUGGACCGAGCCCCCUUCCUGGACAAGGACGGCGGGUUGUCGGACGACACACCAUCCUCACCGUUUCUGCCUUCUCCCGGACUCAAGCUCCCGCUGACCAAUAGCAGCCUUCCCAGCCACGGACUGGGCGGGGUCUCCCCAGGACUGGCCAUGCAAAACUUGAACAACAGACAGAUGAAUGGAAUGUUUGGCAGUAACGGAGCAGCACAAGCUCGGGCUCUGCAGCAGCAGGCUCCGCCCCCUCAGCCGUCAGUGCCGCCUCUUAGCUCCGCCCAGCCUAAUCUACGCGCUCAAGUGCCUCAGUUUCUCUCCCCUCAGGUUCAAGCACAGCUCUUGCAGUUUGCAGCAAAAAACAUUGGUCUGAACCCUGCACUUUUAACCUCACCAAUAAAUCCUCAACAAAUGACCCUGCUGUACCAGCUCCAACAGCUACAGAUGGCGUACCAGCGUUUGCAGAUUCAGCAGCAGAUGAUGCAGGCUCAGCGAAAUGUGUCUGGUCCCAUCAGACAACAGGAGCAGCAAGUUGCACGCACAAUCAAUAACAUGCAGCAGCAGAUCCAGCAGCACCAGAGGCAGCUGGCGCAGGCCCUGCUGAUGAAGCAGCAGCAGCAGGCGCCCCCCGCCCCGUCCCAUGGCGGCCUGCACCCUGGCCUCGCCAAACCAAACCUGGAUGUCUUCCCAGGAAACCCUCAGGCUCCAGGCCUGUCCAUCUCCGACCUGCAGACCAAAGAGCCACAGAGUUCUCCCAGCUCCUUCAACCCGUACCCUCUGUCUGGUUUGAAUGGUAACGUGGGAGUGGGCUGUAUGGAUGUUGGUGGUCUGGCGCUGAAGGACACUCCGCCGCAGCCUCAGUCCCGUCUGUCACAGUGGACUCACGCUAGCAGCAUGGACUCCCUUACCACCUCCACACCUCACAUGGAGACCAGCCUCAGCAAGCAUGGUCCUGCAGUCUCCACCCAUGUGGCCGACAGUAAGCCGGCGAUGGAAGACUCUUUCAGCCCUUAUAACCUCCUGUCCACCUCACAGUCUCCCAGCAGCCCCAUGGUGGCGCCAGAGAGCUGGACACAGGGCAAGAGCCCUAACGAGAAAAUGUCAAAUGGGACGAACAUCAGCUGGCCUCCAGAGUUUUGUCCAGGAGUUCCUUGGAAAGGCCUGCAGAACAUCGAUCCCGAGGCUGACCCCAACAUGACCCCAGGAAGUGUUUCUGGAGGCCCCACCAUCAACACCAACAUUCAGGAUGUGAACCGCUACCUGCUGCGGGACAGGAGUGGAGGUAAGCUUUUGGACAUGAAGUCCACCUGGUCGGCAGGUCCUAUUUCACACACGCAGGCCUCGAUGUCCCAUGACCUUUGGAAGGUUGCUCCAGGAGGUCGGACCUCCACGGCCCCGUCUCGCCCCCCUCCGGGCCUCACCAAUACCAAGCCCUCUCAGAGCUGGACAUCUGGGUCACUGGGUCUCAGCCAGGGCUGGAGCAGCUCCUACUCCUCAGAGGGAACUGCCUGGAGCUCAGACAGCUCCACCAGGACCAGCAGCUGGCUUGUUUUGCGGAACUUGACUCCUCAGAUUGACGGUUCCACUCUGAGGACGCUGUGCAUGCAGCACGGUCCUCUCAUCACGUUCCACCUCAGCCUGCCGCAGGGUAACGCGCUGGUGCGCUACAGCUCCAAAGAGGAGGCAGCCAAGGCCCAGAAGUCCCUGCACAUGUGUGUUCUGGGUAACACCACCAUCCUGGCAGAGUUCGCUGGAGAGGAGGAAGUGACCCGUUUCUUCGCCCAGGGUCAGGCCCACCCACCCAACAGCAGCUGGCAAGGCAGCGCCGCCCCUGGGUCCAACCAGCAGCGCAUGGGAAACCACUGGGGCAGCGCAGGCUCAGCGGGCACCAAGACGGGCACCAGCUCGGGCAGCGGAGGUAGUGGAAAUGGGGGAGACCUGCUGUGGGGCGGCGUUCAACAAUACUCCAGUUUAUGGGGUCCUGCUAACGGCGAGGAGACCAGGGUUAUGGGGAGCCCGAUCCCAAUCAAUACACUGCUGCCUGGAGACCUGCUGAGCGGAGAGAACAUGUAAGAGCUGAUGGUCCAGCGCCAAAAACGAGAAACAGGAAAAAGGAUUUAAAAAACAAACAAAAUAAAAACAAAACAGUAGACAAUGGGAAAAAAAACAAACAAAAAAAAGACAAACAAAUAAGCAAAUCAGUGUGAUGAUAAUCACUUUCUUUCUACAGAGCUGAAAAAAAAGGUUUCGGGGUAAGACUGGAACGCUUACCUCUACCUCUGCUGAUCAGUUUAUCAGUGCAUCUUUUGGAAACUGGAGAUGUUCAGAGCGUCAAAGCAUCUUUUAUUGUUUGUAGACUUUCAAAAAAGCAAGAAUCAACAGAAACGGAAGCCUUUGUUGUUUUUAUAGUUUGUUUUACUUUUCCCAAAAAAAGUUCUUUUUUUUUGGUUCAGGAGAAGCAGAGGAAAGGCAGCCAUUUUUAAAACCAAGCCCAGAAACAGAAAAACCUCACGGCCCUGCAGCCUUCCUGACCGAGACGCUGGGGAAAAGCUCCUGCUACCUUCUUACGCAUUUCAACGUUCAGUGUGUGGUUUCUUCAGAACUUAUCUUAGCCUUAAGUGCUCGCGCUCUUUUCUCUCUCGCUCUCUCUGUCUAGGUCAUUCUUGAGCAUUAUUAUUAUUAUUAUU
This is a messenger RNA of Colossoma macropomum (tambaqui), 9108 nucleotides long. It is a transcript of the gene tnrc6c2, whose product is annotated as trinucleotide repeat containing adaptor 6C2. Lineage: Eukaryota; Metazoa; Chordata; Actinopteri; Characiformes; Serrasalmidae. The record is from RefSeq and is a predicted model, not a curated record. Gene Ontology annotation, cellular component: nucleoplasm; P-body. The transcript is spliced from 19 exons. The coding region runs from base 3584 to 8494 and encodes 1636 amino acids. Gene Ontology annotation, biological process: positive regulation of nuclear-transcribed mRNA poly(A) tail shortening; miRNA-mediated post-transcriptional gene silencing. Gene Ontology annotation, molecular function: protein binding; RNA binding.